AGGUUUCUCAGAGACGGAACUGAGGUUGACAAUGUGUAUGUGAUUGGUGGGAGUGUAUCAACAUGAUCGAAGCAGUUAAUUUUUGACAAGUAGUCUAAAUAAGUUCAGCGCAAUCAUGAGACGUCAAUCACGAGUAUCCAGUCAUGCUUCCCUACCGGAGCACAAAUCAGAAGCAGCUUCCAAUGAGAGAUCAACACGAUCUCGGACAUCAUCAGAAGCUCUGGUUGUUCUAGAUUUACCCAAAAUGAUUAGGACUAAGAAAACGGGUCAUCAUAGACCUGGAGGCCAGGGUCAAGAGACGAUUAAAAAUGGCAAAGGGAAUUCAAUUAUUGUUCCAAGCGUGGAGGGGGAAGUUUCAAAAAGAGGUUUGCGAAGUACAGAUCAUUCUGUUGCUAAUAAUAAAGACAUGACAGUUGCCGUUGACCACCUUGCUGGAGGGGACGCUAAUAAUUCAGGCCGCUCUAGAAGGAGGUCUGGAAGAUUGAGCACCACCCAAGAUGUUAAGGAAGACUUGGAGAAACCUCUGCCAUUGCCGCUCGGCGUGCAAAAGGAAAGUAGGUCUCUAAGACGGAGAACCAGAUCAGGGACAGUAGUGGAGCCUGUUGGAAAUGGUCCGUCAGGACGACAAGCUACAGACAGUGAUUCAGAUUAUCUGCAGUGCGAUCACCAGGAGACUAGAACUGAAGAAUCGAACCAGGUGGACGAUUCAAAAGGAAGCGCAGAUGCCUUGACGAUUGAACGCCAGCCGGAGCUGAGAGACUUACCCGAAUCUACCUCAUUUUAUGAACACAUAACAAACUCUUCCAAAUCAGAAGAGAUGGAACUUCAUAUCGAAACUGCAUCAAUUGCUUCCUCAGGAGUGGACGGUCUUGCUGAGCGGCCUCACAAGCUCAAAGAGAAGGCAUCAAAACAUGACUUGUCUACCACCUCCACUGAAGGACUGCUUUCCAGGACCAGUCCAAGACGUGCAAGGCAGGUUCAAUCCCUCUCAUCUGAGAGCAAAGAUAAUUUUGAUACUAACACGAAAAACUUGCCAGAUGAGGAGGAGGCACAAACUCAUCCAAGAAAUAAGGUCAGGGGAGAAAAGACAACUCCCAGGAAAAGGACGAGGAGCACCAGUAGUAGCAUCUCCCCGAAGAAACCACUAGAGAACCAGGCAGCAGAUCCUGUCCUGCCUGGUUCGCCUAAGCGUCGGAGAACCGCUUCAGUGUGUAGGGACCUAUCCCAAGACUUCAAUACAUCCAAACCGGCAGAUUCAGAGACACUCACUCCCUCUCUCCAACAAACUGAAUGCAAUAGCGAACUCAUACCUGACCCACCAGAUGCCUUCAACGGUGAUCAAAUCCAGGAAUCAGUCAGCGAUGCUAUCGAUAAAAUAAUUUUAAAGAAUAACUCUGUAGCUUCUAUUGAAACCUCUGCCCUUGUCCAACGUACACGACAUCGUAGUGGAACUUCCCCGCGGGGCACCCCUCAUAAACACACACAACUUGACCUGACAAGAUCUCCAACUAGACGUGGUCUACGAUCAAGUGGGACUGUAUUGGAAACCCCAGCUUCGGAAACCCCUUCAGAAGUAACUGUGACCCAAGGGUCAGAGGAGGUCACACCCUCCUCAAGCCCUGUUGUGACCCAUAGGAAGUCCUCCAGCAAGAAGAAGAGCUCCAAGAAGGAUGCGACACAUGAGAAGGGUGACUCUAAGGGCGAGGAGCAAGGAGGUUUAAGGAUCAGGGUCAGCAGAGAGGAGGUGGACUAUCAGGCGGAAGAGUGGUUCGAGGAUGUUGACGAGAGCGAACCUUUCUACUUUGAAUCGGACCACAUGGCCAUCAAAGGAAACAAAGAUUAUCGAAUGCUCCUUCGUACACUCACCACGCUAGAGGCACAACGGAAGCAAGCUGUUGUGGAUCUAGACAAAUUGUUGGAAUGCAACGACAAAGCCCUGAGAAACCCAAUCAAGUUUGUGCACAAGCUCCAACAUAAGGAUACACUACAUCUCCCCAUCUCGCAGCGAGUAGUGACUUUGCCGGAGAUCGACUGGGCUCGGUAUAUCGGAGCCCCCGAGACGAACGAGUUACUCGGCCUGGUGCAUCAACCAAGGAGUAUGAGGCCAUCUACUAAGACCACUAGCACCGCUGCACCUGUCUCUGCACCUUCCUUGACGACCCAAACCAAGCCGGCGACCAUGGCACCCCCAGCAGUACCAGCCGCAGUAACAGCAGGAGUACCAGUCAAUCUUGACAUGGAUACACCGUCUACGAGUAGCACACCAGACCUCAUGCAAACUGUUGAUGCUGUGGACUCCAAACACGAUCUGAAGAUUGAGCUGAUUCGAGGUCGUCCAGCAGAUGAGAGCAAAUCGGCAACUUUCAACCAGCUAUGGACAAGACAUGAACAGCGGAGGUUGGAGGAAUGUCUUCUCAAGUUCCCAAUGGAGGAUGUGGAGGCAAGACGAUGGGAAAAGAUAGCCAAGGCGCUCGGAAACCGAACUUCACAACAGGUGGCUAGCAGAGUACAAAAGUACUUUAUCAAGUUGAUGAAAGCUGGUAUGCCUGUACCAGGAAGACUACCAAACUUAACAACAUACCAGAACAAUAAGAAGACGGGCAAGAGGAUGCACCCCUUUACCAAGCCGCUGUACCAGCCCUCCACAUUCCUCCAGUCUGUCCUGCCCCCAGUAUUUAUGUCCGAUGAUGACCCUUACAGCUAUGGUUUUGACGAUGGUUUUGAUGAUGAUGAUGAUGAUGACGAUGAUACAAUAUCGGAUGACGAGACGAUUCCUUCAGUGUUAAGGAGCACCCCAGAAUAUCAGGAGUUACUCAAACUCAAGCAAAUCAAGAAGAGGAAAAUCAGGGUUCAGGGUCACGUUGGGUAUUGUUGCGAUGGGUGUGAGAUGGAGCCCAUCUUUGGCAUACGGUGGCAUUGCACGGAAUGCCCAGAGGAAGUUUCCACAGAUCUUUGCCAAAACUGUGUAGACUGCAACUUCAGCUCCAAGCACCAUUCCAGCACACACCGGAUGGAACCAGUUCAUACCAGUUACAGCCAGGGCUUUGUUGAUGGUGACUACACCAGUUUCGAGCCCAGUGUAGGAGAUUACAACUAUCUAGACCCCAACUAUAACCCGGCGCAAACGACCUGAUCAAGUUGACGAGAACUCUGUUAAAUACACAAUUUGUUUUGUUAUAUUUGUUCGUUCGUUUGGAUGAUAUUCUCAACAAGGGGACUAGACAAAGCUCCCAUAAGGGGAUAUAAACGCCAAGCCGACAAAACAGCCAACCUCAUUGGUUUAAACAUCUAUGAUCAAUAUGAGUUGCGCAAAUCGAUGAAUUGUGAUUCAGUAACGAGACAAUAAUACUUAUCUUAGUCAUUAUGAAAUCAGCGGUUAGCUUGGCUUGAUUUGAACCCUUAACCUUGUGACUGCAAGUCCUGCAGUUUAUGACCAACUGAGUAUAAAGCGACUUUUACUCUGGCUUAUGAUAAUUUAACACUCACGUCAUUACAUGUACAUGUAAAAUUUAAGUUGACUUGGAAAUACUGCAGUCUGGAACGCUGAUGAUUUGAUCAUGUACUGCAGACAAUCGUAUCCGACAUAUGGGUAUUUGGAGCAAAAGAGACCUCAUUAGUUACGAGUGGUACAUGUAUUUGGCCCAGGCCUCCAUUGUGUGGAUUUAUGUUGUUGGUAAAAGCAAAAUGGCCGCCAGAUUUGUCAGCCAGAUUUGUCAGCUUUUUGGGGAAUAAUUUCUAAUGGUUUCUCUCAUCGGGAACUCUGGUUAAGAAUAUCUUGAAAUGUUUUAGAUCUUUAUAGAAUAAUGUUAUUUAAAGGAUUAAAUGUUAUGUUGUGCGUUAUUGAACAAGAUAGAGAACAAGAUGCAGAAAGAAGUAUAAUAGUUGAGGUGUAAUAAAUAAUGGGCCAGAAUUUCAUAAUUAAUUGAAAAAUAAUACUGUUUACCUUGAUGUAGAACAGAGCCAAUUGUGGAUGGAAUUUUUGGGGGCUGCUGUCUUCUUUGCCCUUCUCUUGGCCCUGUUUGUGGCCUUGGUGUCUCUUAAUUAUUCCCCAAACAAUCUGACUUUCAUAAGGAAGUGUUCUGUUCAGAUAAAGCCUGCCCUCACCUGUGCAAGACCAUUUGACUUGUUGCAGUGCAGUAGCACACUAUGGGUUUCACUGGUAUUUGGGUGUGUGUUUUUCAGUCGAUGUACAUGUACUUUAUUUAAAAAGCAAGCAUGAAAUAUUUUGAUAAAAUUUGAGGAUGCAAAAUUAAUUUUGAUAUUUGAAGAAAACAAAAUGCACCCCACAGGUCAACGGUCCAAUACUAAGAAGUUGUUUAGCAGAAUGUGUUACCUAGCAAACAAAUAACAGGGCACCAGUUACAACAAUGAAUAAUAUGGCAUUUUAGCUGGUUCCAUUUCAGCUAAAAGCAAGGGAGUUACAAGCUGUAUGUAAUUAGACUAGGGUCCAAUUUGUACAAAAAAAUGUUAAAGCAAAUUAAUUUGUUUAGCACAGAAAAUAUUUCUGCUUAGCAGAUUUGUUACCAGGUACAAUUUAUGACAAUAAAGUUACCAUGACAUUUUCA
This is a messenger RNA of Asterias rubens (European starfish), 4565 nucleotides long. Its product is annotated as ZZ-type zinc finger-containing protein 3-like. The record is from RefSeq and is a predicted model, not a curated record. The coding region runs from base 116 to 3133 and encodes 1005 amino acids. Lineage: Eukaryota; Metazoa; Echinodermata; Asteroidea; Forcipulatida; Asteriidae. The transcript has 12 exons. Gene Ontology annotation, molecular function: zinc ion binding.